Molecule: messenger RNA, 1566 nt
Organism: Zea mays
Lineage: Eukaryota; Viridiplantae; Streptophyta; Magnoliopsida; Poales; Poaceae
Exons: 4
Coding region: 259-1221 (320 amino acids)
Biological process (GO): regulation of DNA-templated transcription
Molecular function (GO): DNA binding
Source: RefSeq, a predicted model, not a curated record
CCCUUUAUUUUAGGUGUCGAUUGCCUACUACCUUAAUUUCUAGCUACGUGUACCACUCCUAGCUGCCUGCAGGUCGUCGUUGCAAAUCCCCUUAUAUAUAAACACCCAGCAGAGCAGAUAGCUGAGCGCGCAGCAGGUCGUCUAAAAAAGCAGCAGCUGCUCUUCUCUUCUGCUAGCAGCUUUAUUUGCCUGCCUCCCUACCGGCGAGGGAGGUACGUGCGCCGAUCGAGAAGCAGCAGCAGCAAUUAAUAACUAAACAUGGAUCAGGCGGCGGAGGAGUCUUGUGUUCCCCCAGGCUUCAGGUUCCACCCUACGGAGGAAGAACUGGUGGGCUACUACCUUGCCAGGAAGGUGGCCUCCCAGAGGAUCGACCUCGACAUCAUCCAGGAGGUGGAUCUCUACAGGAUAGAGCCAUGGGAUCUGCAAGAGCGGUGCAAGCCGCAGCACGCCGGCGGUGGGCACGACGAGCAGACACAGGAGUGGUACUUCUUCAGCUACAAGGACCGCAAGUACCCCAGCGGGACGAGGACGAACCGCGCCACGGCGGCCGGCUUCUGGAAGGCCACCGGCAGGGACAAACCGGUGCUGUCGUCGUCCACCAGGACCACCAGGUGUAGCAGGGUCAUCGGCAUGAGGAAGACGCUGGUGUUCUACAAGGGCAGGGCACCCAACGGCAGGAAGAGCGACUGGAUCAUGCACGAGUACCGACUCCAAUCCAACGAGCACGCACCGGCGCAGGAGGAAGGCUGGGUGGUGUGCCGCGCUUUCCAGAAGCCUAUCCCCAACCAGCGGCCCUUCUUCCCCACCAGCUACGCCGGCUACUACGACCACAACCUCUCAACGACGGCACGGCUGCACGUAGACGGCGACCGCCAUUUCCUGGCGGGCUCAUCAGCAGCAGCAGCAGCACUGCUACAGCAGCCACCAGGGCUUGCAGGCAGCAGCUUCCCGCAGCUGUACUCCGACGACGACUUGGAGUCCAAGAAGCAGCUGUUGAGUAUCCCGCCGCUGGAGAGCCCCACUGCCAUGGCCUGCUGUUCCGACGCCGGCGGCUACGCGCAGAGAAGCAGCUACGAUGAACAUGAGAUGAUGAUGAUGAUGAUCCAGCAGGGAGGAGGAGGAGGAGAGCAAGCUGCAGCCGCCAUCGACUGGAACUUUCUGGACAGCCUGCUGUCCGCGACGUCGCAACUCCAUGGGCCCUCGGGAUCCUUGUUGCAGUGACCUCCGGCCAUCGUCGAUCGAUCCAUCUUUCUUUGAUCCAGCGGAGAACAUUAUUCAUUCAUCGGCAUUAUACAAUAUAUUUAUUAGUUGCAUACACACACAGAGUAUACGUAUAUGCUAAUAAUUCAGAUGUGUUCAUACACACUUCCAUUGUCAUGUGUAGUUCGUUGCGACUUACAUUACAGACUGCCUUAGAUGAUUCAGGUAUACUGUAUACAACAUGAUGCACAGUAUAGUAGGAGUAAGUGCACCAGUCUCAGCAGCUGGUAGCUAGCUAGCUAUGUAAAAUUCCUCCUUAAUUACAGCUAUGUAACAUAUAUAUACAGUUAUUAUUACUUACUGAUA